AAAUCUUAAUUCAAUAAGACAAUUUUAAAAAAAAGUCAAUUCAAUCUUACAAUUUCAAAAUAAAUCAUAAUGAUUAAGAGACUUUUCUUGAUACUCGUUCUUGUAAUUGUAGCCUAUAACGCUUUAGUUUCUGCUACACCAACUCAAUUUAAAAGAGAUGCGGUUUUUAGAAUGUCGAAAUCUGGGAAAUCAUCUUUGACGGCAAGACAACUCCAAUGCCCGGCAGGAUAUGAUCAAUGUCUUGAUAUGAACGGAUGCUGCCCCACAGGCACGGUUUGCAUACCUCCUAACAAAUGCGACAUUCCAUGCUCCGCUGUCGCUGUAUUUUGCGGUGACGGUACUUGCUGUCCUACGGGCACCGUUUGCGCCUCAGACGGCUCUUGUAGUUAUAGUUACUACUAGUCUUCGAAUUUAUUGAUCCAUAGUGUUUUUAUUUUUGUUGUUUUUUCUUAUAUUUAAUUUAUUUAUUUAUUUUAUUCUAACUAUGAAUGUAUUUUAGUUUAACCUUUAUUUUAUUAGAUAUUAUUUACAAUUAAAUAUUGUUUUACGCAUCUUCAUUAGAGCGCAUAUCGUCUAAUAAUAAAUAAUCUUUUUCUUACUCGACAAACAUAAUACAACGCGUGAUGUAAUAAUGUCUUAAAAAAAAUAAAAAGAAUAUUAUUAUCUCAGUUAU
Rhizophagus irregularis DAOM 181602=DAOM 197198 is the source of this 673-nucleotide messenger RNA. RefSeq lists its product as uncharacterized. Lineage: Eukaryota; Fungi; Glomeromycota; Glomeromycetes; Glomerales; Glomeraceae. The record is from RefSeq and is a predicted model, not a curated record.